UAUCUUGUUGCUGGCAUCGUCAAUCUCACCAUUGAUACUUUCAUUGUUGUACUACUGAUGCCUCUGGUUUUUAACUUGCAAAUGAUUUUAUCCAAAAAAAUCGCCGUCUCUGCAAUGUUGAGCCUCGGGGCAAUGAUUUGCGUUAUUUCUCUAUUGAAGGUCGUUUGGUUAUGGACUUGGAAUCUAGCUGACCUGACCUACACUGUUACACCUGGUGCUAUUUACUCGGUAUUGGAACCAACGCUUGGGGUUGUAAACGCAUGUUUACCUACAAUCAAACCUGCUAUCACCGAGCUAUUU
Aspergillus sclerotioniger CBS 115572 is the source of this 300-nucleotide messenger RNA. RefSeq lists its product as uncharacterized. The record is from RefSeq and is a predicted model, not a curated record. The transcript has 2 exons. The annotation marks the transcript as partial. NCBI's taxonomy places the organism in Eukaryota, Fungi, Ascomycota, Eurotiomycetes, Eurotiales, Aspergillaceae.